Penicillium brevicompactum is the source of this 1977-nucleotide messenger RNA. It is a transcript of the gene npl4, whose product is annotated as nuclear protein localization protein 4. The transcript is spliced from 4 exons. Lineage: Eukaryota; Fungi; Ascomycota; Eurotiomycetes; Eurotiales; Aspergillaceae. Gene Ontology annotation, molecular function: ubiquitin protein ligase binding; ubiquitin binding. Gene Ontology annotation, biological process: ubiquitin-dependent protein catabolic process. Gene Ontology annotation, cellular component: nucleus. The record is from RefSeq and is a predicted model, not a curated record. Bases 1 to 1977 code for a protein of 658 amino acids.
AUGACGGCCUCCAUCCUACUGCGAUUUGAGAGUCGGAACGGUCAGUUUCGACUCACGGUCAGCCCGCAGGAACUUUUCCCUACGCUUAACCAAAAGAUCCUCGAACAUCUUCCAGCAAACACUGAAGCUUCAUCGAUCGCUCUUUCAAAUAAACCGAUCGGCACAGGUGGGGAGGAGAGACAAUUGUCAGACCUCCAAGGUGUCUCUCUGCAACAGGCUGGCUUGAAGCAUGGCGAUAAACUCUUUGUUGGGUACGACGAAAAGACACAACAGAAUGGAUCUUCGAAUGGUACCACAACCACCACCCUAGAGCACCGGCUCAAUGGCGCACCUAUUCCGGCGCAACAAACGGUCCCGAUCCGCCCACAGCCAAACCCUUCUGCCUCCCUCAAGAACCCGUGGGACUUGGUGCGACAAUCUCCGCUGGACAACUUGCUGGACAAGAAAGAUGGGAAAAUCAAGCGUGGGAUGGACUACAAGAUGUGCAGACAUGGUCCACGGGGAAUGUGUGACUACUGCAUGCCACUUGAGCCAUACGACAAGAAUAAUAUGGCAGAGAAGAAGAUUAAGCAUCUUUCUUUCCAUUCGUACUUACGAAAGAUCAACGCCGCGACCAACAAGCCCGAGCUUGGAACUUCCUUUAUGCCACCUCUCAACGAACCAUACUACCGAGUGCGACCCGACUGCCCUUCAGGGCAUUCCCCAUGGCCAGAGGGGAUUUGCACAAAGUGCCAACCGAGCGCAAUCAGUCUCCAGCCCCAAGAGUUCCGCAUGGUUGACCAUGUCGAGUUCGCCUCACCUGAAUUGAUCAACUCCCUCCUUGAUUUCUGGCGCAAGUCUGGUUCUCAACGACUUGGCUUCUUGUACGGAACGUACGAGGAAUACACCGAGGUCCCCCUCGGCGUGAAGGCCGUUGUCCAGGCAAUCUAUGAGCCCCCGCAAGUGGGAGAAGUUGACGGCAUCACACUCCAUGAUUGGCACAACGAGAAGGAGGUCGAUGAGGUGGCCAGCUUGUGUGGCUUGCAAAAGGUCGGUGUCAUCUAUACUGACCUGCUUGACGCCGGUCGUGGCGACGGCUCCGUGGUAUGCAAGCGGCACAUCGACUCAUACUUUUUGUCAUCCCUUGAGAUCGCCUUUUCCGCCAGACUACAAGCGCAAAACCCCAAGGCUACCAAAUGGAGCCGUUCGGGACAGUUCGGUUCCGAUUUCGUAACUUGUGUUCUCACCGGUGAUGAGACAGGAGCUAUUGCCAUCAGCUCGUACCAAGCAUCUGUCUCUGCUGUCGAGAUGGUCCGAGGAGACAUCAUUGAACCCUCUGCUGACCCAGCUGUGAUGCUGGUCCAAUCCGAGCAUGACGAAGAUAUCGGAAGCAGGACCAGAUACAUCCCCGAAGUUUUCUAUCGAAGAAUUAAUGAAUACGGUGCCAGCGUUCAGGAGAACGCUGAGCCGAGUUUCCCAGUCGACUUCUUGCUAGUGACCCUCACCCACGGAUUCCCAACAGAAUCGAACCCCAUAUUCACCAACAGCCGCUUCCCUAUUGAGAACAGAGAAGUUAUUGGCGAAAGCCAAGAACUCCGACACGUUGCCCAGAAGCUUAUGUCCCACGGUGACACCGACAAGGCUAUCCAAGGCGUUUCCGACUUCCACAUCCUGUGCUUCUUGCAUGGUCUCAGCACAUUCAACAAGGACGAGGAAUCGUUGCUCUGCCGCGUCGCACGAACGAGAUCCCCGGCGGAGGGAAUUCAGCUUGUGAAUACCCCAGGAUGGGCCACAUUGAUGACAAUUCUUCAGGAGAGUGGUGAGCGCCCCCCUAAGCGCCCCUGGCCCACCCCGGCCGAGCCUUCUCGGACGUCUUCCCAGGAUUCCCAAAUCCGCAAGCGUCGCAACCCCCAACCCUCCAAUUUACCCCGCUCCAUUUCUGCCAGCCCCGAGAGUGAGCAGCUUGCUAAGAGGUUUAAGGGAGCUAGUUUAGAGUGA